GGAACAAUAGGAAAAGGUAGUGGUGGCAAUUGCAGAAAAAGGUAGUGGGAGAGUUGAGCGCAUUUAGCUUCGACACUGCUCUCUCGGAGUCCAUAUCUACUCUCUCCACGUGGAACAAUUUUUUUCUCUUUUCCUAUUAGGAUGGCCAAAUAUAAUAUUGCAUUGUGUAUUUUUUUGCUGUCUUUACUGUACAUCACACAUGGACAACUCGAAAAUGAAAAAUCUAAAAAACGAAAGUCCAAUGAAUUUGAUGUCCUGAUAUUUACUCAACGAUGGCCGUUGACGGCUUGCUUUUUAUGGAAAGAAAGUUCCGAGAAACACAGUUGUUCGUUGCCUAAACAAGAGGAAUGGACUAUUCAUGGUAUUUGGCCAACGAGAUAUCAUACGAAAGGACCACAGUUUUGUAACACAUCGCUGCCGUUUAAUCCAAGCGUUCUAACACCUUUGAAAAAUCAAUUAGAAGAAAACUGGAUAGAUGUUCAAAAUGGAUCUGACCCCUAUUCAUUUUGGAAGCACGAAUGGAAUAAACACGGCACUUGUGCAGUUGCAAUAAAAGCUUUGAACAAUGAAUAUAACUAUUUUCAAGAAGGAUUAAAACUUCUCAAUAUCUAUAAUAUGAUGGACGUACUUGCAAAAGCAAAUAUUGUACCAGGGCAAAAGUAUAUGGUAGAAAAUAUGUUGAUAGGAAUUGAAAAGGUGUUGAACAAGAGAGGCCAAAUAAUGUGCGCGAAGGAUAAGAAAACGGGUGAAUCAUAUGUGAACGAGAUAAGAAUCUGUUUCAACAAAACAUUGCAAUUGGUAGACUGUGAUGACAUUUAUGAGUUCCCUACAAAUUGUGAUAGAUUCAAACAGAUAACAUAUCCUAGUUCCGUACCGCACGAUCGUCGUGUAGAACAGAUAUAACGAUAAUAAUAAUAAUAUUAAAAUCAUUGUGUGUGUGUGUGUGUGUGUGCACAAACUAGAUAAAAAAUUAUUAAAUAAUAUUACAUAUAUCAUACAUAUAUGAUAUAUGCACUCAAAAUAAUUUGUCAUAGGGCAUCACUGACUACAUCAUUCCACCUUCUUUUGGACGAUUACGACUGCUGAAGGUACCAGACCUGCAAGUUAAAUAAAAAUAUGUUAUUUUCAAUAAAAUAAAAAAAAGAAUUCAUAUUCGCAUUUGCAGUAAUGUCAUCAUUACAACUGACAGAAUAUUGCAUAAUAUAUUGCAUAAUAUAAUGAAAAAUAUAAAUGAAUAAAAAUGCACUAAUUGUAUCAAUAAAUAAUAUAUUUUAUGAGUAUUAUGUAUAUAUAUGUUAGUAAUCAAUUUUCAAUUGUCCAAUUAUUAGCAAACGCGCGCGCGCGUGCUUCCUACUAUAUGUAUAUGCUAUACUACAAUAAAUUAUCAAUACAACAUACCUAACACA
Messenger RNA from Cataglyphis hispanica, 1406 nucleotides. RefSeq names its product ribonuclease Oy. NCBI's taxonomy places the organism in Eukaryota, Metazoa, Arthropoda, Insecta, Hymenoptera, Formicidae. The transcript has 4 exons. Gene Ontology annotation, cellular component: extracellular region. The record is from RefSeq and is a predicted model, not a curated record. The coding region runs from base 142 to 903 and encodes 253 amino acids. Gene Ontology annotation, molecular function: ribonuclease T2 activity; RNA binding. Gene Ontology annotation, biological process: RNA catabolic process.